Molecule: messenger RNA, 885 nt
Organism: Arvicanthis niloticus (Nile rat)
Lineage: Eukaryota; Metazoa; Chordata; Mammalia; Rodentia; Muridae
Source: RefSeq, a predicted model, not a curated record
UCUCCAGAAAAAGAAGACAGUCCCAGCAAAGCAAGAACGGGCUGUAGAAGAGGACAAUCAAAACAGAGACAUAAAUUCACCAGGGAAGAGCUGAAGAGACUUAAACAAGAAUUUGAGUUAGCUCCUUACCCAAAUUUCUCGACCAAGGAUGAGCUGGCACAGCACUUCCGAUGUGACGUGGAAGUGAUUGUUAACUGGUUUCAGAAUAAAAGAGCCAGAUCACCACCAGAAUUGAAAGACAAAUUUGUUGACAUGAGAAGAAUGAUCAAGUGCCCAGGCUACGUGCUUACAAGUCACCAGGAUACCCAGACUGGGGAAACUUCGGGUGAACAGUAUGGCUUAUGUGACUCUGUGGUCCAAAGCAUUGGAACAAGAUCAAGUGGCUCUGUGGAGUAUCAAGGGGCCACUGGAAGUGGAUCUUCUUUCAACUUCAGACCAACGGACUUCACUCUUCCUCCUGGGUCUGAGAAGUAUUAUAUUGGUGACCAGCCUAAGACACAGGAAAGCCAAUAUUCCACAUUCUCUCUUGCUGACUAUGCUACUUGUUUGCAGGGGCAAAGGCAGAUGGAUUGUAGCUAUAACCCCCCAAUGCUGUCCUGGGAAGGACAGCAGCAGAAUGACUGGGGAUAUCAACAACAACUGCAGCAGCCUCAGAGCUACCAAGAGAGGAGCUCCUUGGCAGACAGGCUUGGUGUGUACCAGAGCCAUAGAGAUUUAGGGCAGCAGCCAAGAGACCAAACACUCUACAGCAUGGAUCAUCAAAGCAGCAGCCGAGAGACUGAGCACUCUGUACCGGAUCAUCAAGGAGACAGCCGAGAGACCGAAGCCUCCAACUUUGUGGUCAAACACUCUCUGGACCUGAGCUGCUGGAAACUGCAGUCAUAA